AUUUGAAGCUACAAAAACGGCUCCCAUGUUGUCACUUUCGCUUACUCGGAACCCCCAUCUGGAACAGGACACAUGGUGAUCGGUAAAUAUUAGUCUUCCAUGAUCGUUGUCGAUCAUCAUUCCAUCGCGACGAUACGAAAUCCGUUCAACUUCUUAGCAAUCACUGUUAUUACGCUUUGACUGAACGAUUUGAUCCGUCCGUAUAAAGUAUGUGAAAAACAGAGCAAUCCAUUGUUUAAUUCUGCCAUUAAAUUCGUAACCUCUUUUUAUUCUUCAUUUCCCGUCUGUUGCCUCGCCGUGCACAUUCACCGAUCGCACCGGUUGCACUUAAAAAGGAAACACACUACAUCAAUUUAAAAAAUUUACCCUUCUUUCUACAUCAGAAAGUCCAGAUGAUUCGUGGCUCUUUUAUAUGCGCAGGGAUGUUGGGUUAGAAAAGUUUUUGAAUUUUCUAUUUCUUGUCGAUAUUCCCAUGUGCGUGUUUGAUUUUCAUGGCAUGGGCCAGGAUUACUUCCCUAAAAAGUGUGCAUGUUUGCAAUGUGAGUGUUGGAUCCGAUUUUGUAAUGUGCGGGGGACGUGUGAAGUGAAGCACACAAGGUGUUUGUGAAAUUGUCUCAGUGAACAAAUCUGCAUUUUUUUUUCUCAUCUCUGGCAAAAUGCAGUUGAGGAUAGUGGCAAUGGAGGAAGGGAAAGCACCCACCAUCAACUCAAUCAGAGUAACAAAUCAAUCCAGGUGUUUCCCUAUGAGAUUACUAGGAUUCAUGUUAUUGUUUAUAGGUAUUUGCAUUGGCUUUUCAAUCAUAAAUAUGUUCAAGAUCCGAUAUCUAGGCACUCAGAAUAUAAUUUCAGGAGCACAGACCUUAAUACAGUCUUGUUUUCAAGAAUCCAAUAGUUUACAGAACUGGAUUGAGCCUCCAUCAACUUAUAUGCACACAUUGGAUGAUAGUGAGCUAUUCUGGAGAGCUUCAUUUGUUCCUCAGAUCAAAGACUACCCUUUUAAAAGAUCUCCAAAGAUUGCAUUCAUGUUCUUGACAAGAGGACCUUUACCAUUGGCACCACUAUGGGAGAGGUUUUUCAAAGGGAAUGAAGAAUUUUAUACCAUUUAUGUCCACACAAUGCCUUCAUAUCGUGCAAACUUUUCAACCUCUUCAGUCUUCUAUCAGAAACAAGUUCCUAGUCAGGUGGUGGAAUGGGGAAUGAUGAGUAUGUGUGAUGCAGAAAGAAGACUUCUAGCCAAUGCAUUGUUAGACAUCUCAAACGAGUGGUUUGUUCUAUUAUCAGAAGCCUGCAUUCCUCUUCAGAAAUUCAGCAUUAUCUAUCACUACAUAUCAAGAUCUAGAUUCAGUUUCAUGGGUGCAUUUGAUGAGCCUGGGCCUUAUGGUAGGGGCAGAUAUGAUGAUAAAAUGUUACCUGAGGUCAACAUUGACCAAUGGCGAAAAGGGUCUCAAUGGUUUGAAGCUAAUAGGAAACUAGCAGUUGAUAUCAUAAAAGAUCUCAAAUAUUAUCCCAAAUUCGAGCAGUUUUGCACACCAGAUUGUUAUGUUGAUGAACAUUAUUUCCCAACAAUGCUGACUAUUGAGAGUCCAUAUUUAUUGGCGAAUAGGACACUUACAUAUGUUGACUGGUCAAGGGGUGGUGCUCAUCCUGCUACUUUUGGGAAGAAUGAUGUGACAUUGGAAUUUUUCAGGAAAAUUCAGCAACACCAUACAUGUGUUUAUAAUAACCAGCCAACUUCAGUUUGCUUCCUUUUUGCAAGAAAGUUUGCUCCUAAUGCUCUGGAUAUACUACUGCAGAACUCUGCACAGUUUUUUGGCUACUGAUUUCAGGUUAUUUCUCAUCUUUAUUUCAAUAAGUAGAUCACUAAUGGCAGCAUGGAUCAUGGUUUUAUCAUUUAUGAUUGGGUGGGUGUUUGGUGUGCAUUUUUGAAGCAGAAUUAGAUGUUCAAAGCUAGGGACAGUUAGGUAAUCUUACAUUUGUUCUGAUUAUCUGUUUUCUUAUAGCAACUCCUAAAUUGAUUGUUCGAAUCUGGUUAUUUUGAUUAGAAACUCAGAAUCCUCAUCAGUUUAGGCAAAGAAUUUGUUCAUUAUUCUGACUUCAAAUCAUGAUAAUCAGUUUUAAGAGCUUGUAACUCUUUGCAUGAAAGUCAGUUUACAGCACUUCAAUUGCAUACCAAAUGGGAUAUGUUGUUCACAGCAAAGAAGCAUUAAAGUAUAUACUUAAAUGGGUCAUGGUUGAUCUAGUAGUAUGAUAUGGUGUUGGGAUGUUUUCAAAGUAUUUUUGUGAUUUAAAGUAGAAUCAGAUAUUUAAAGUAUAUACUUAAAUGUUACAUCGACCUCAAGAACCCAUUUUCUUAGGUUACCCCCUAUCACACAACAUCUUCUAUCUCCUCUAAGUUUACAUAUCACAACUUAUAUCAAUUACACUCUCUAGCUCAUGCCCCUUUCCACUCUUGGUAGUCUCUUGCAAUGCCCACUCUUCUUUUACCUAAGACCUCUGCCAUUUCCAAUAACUUCACACUCAAAGACCCUACACUUUGGGGUACAUAAUUGUAACUUA
Molecule: messenger RNA, 2556 nt
Organism: Lactuca sativa (garden lettuce)
Lineage: Eukaryota; Viridiplantae; Streptophyta; Magnoliopsida; Asterales; Asteraceae
Product: glycosyltransferase BC10
Cellular component (GO): membrane
Molecular function (GO): glycosyltransferase activity
Source: RefSeq, a predicted model, not a curated record